Mesoplodon densirostris (Blainville's beaked whale) is the source of this 2116-nucleotide messenger RNA. It is a transcript of the gene ODAPH, whose product is annotated as odontogenesis associated phosphoprotein. The record is from RefSeq and is a predicted model, not a curated record. NCBI's taxonomy places the organism in Eukaryota, Metazoa, Chordata, Mammalia, Artiodactyla, Ziphiidae. Gene Ontology annotation, biological process: positive regulation of enamel mineralization. Bases 55 to 507 code for a protein of 150 amino acids. The transcript has 2 exons.
AACCCCUUUUAAGCCACGUUGGGUUCAAGGCAGCAACUGCUUGGGGUAGAAGCCAUGGCUCACAGACUCUGCUUCUCCUACUGGCUGCUGGUCUGCUGGUUGGUGGUAACUGUGGCAGAAGGACAGGAAGAGGUAUUCACCCCUCCUGGAGACUCACAAAAUAAUGCAGAGCCUACAGACUGCCAGAUCUUUACACUUACCCCUCCUCCCACCACAAGGAACCCAGUGACGAGGAUCCAGCCCAUCACCAGGACACCUAGUUGUCCCUUCCAUUUUUUCCCGCCACAAAGGCCCAGAGUCCACAUUAGGUUCCCAUACAGACCUUUCCUCCCUCCGAUGUGCUACCACCCUUUUCAGUUCCAUCCACUUUUUCGGCCGCAUAGUCGCCUUCCUCCUUAUUAUUAUUUCCCCAGAAGAAGACUCUGGAGAGGAAGCUCCUCUGAGGAAAGCAGAGAAAAGAGAGAAGCCCCAAACGUGCUGAAAAAGAUUUCUGUUUUCAGUUACUAACCUAAACCUAUUGGACUGGAAAAUUAAGCAUCUUAAACUCCACCGACUAGAAAUUGUUCUCCUUGUCAGCAGUGAACAUAUUGGUUUAUAGGUUAUUCAUGUUUGCAAAAUAGAAGCAAUAACUACAUUAUGCUUACCUCUUAGUUUUUAUGAUCACAGGAUACUUACGCAAGAAAAGUUCUAAAACAGGUGGUUCCAAUAAUACCUAUCAUCCUGCAAUACCAGAAGAAUCAGCUCCAUCUUCUAAAUUACAACGAAGAGCAUUUAAAUAAAUUGAGAUUGUUAUAAACCAAAUGGAUACAUUAAUGACACCCUUUUAUACUCACUGGAAAACUUACAAAGCAAGGCGUAUUUACAAAGUGAACUUUGAAAGAAAUUAUAAAAAACUGAAAGCUUUAUUUUAUUCUCUGGCAAUGGUUAUUUAUUCAUUUUUAAUGGAGAUAUAAUUGACAUACUAUAUUAGUUUCAGGUUAUAUAACAUAAUGACUCGAUAUUUGUAUAUAUUGCAAAAUGAUCACCACAGUAAGUUCAGUUAACAUCCAUCACCACACAUAGUUACAAAACCUUUUUUCUUUUUUUUUUUUCCUUCUUUUUUUUUUUGCAGUACGCGGGCCUCUCACUGUUGUGGCCUCUCCCAUCGCGGAGCACAGGCUCCGGAUGCGCAGGCUCAGCGGCCAUGGCUCACGGGCCCAGCCACUCUGCGGCAUGUGGGAUCUUCCCGGACCGGGGCACGAACCUGUGUCCCCUGCAUCGGCAGGCGGACUCUGAACCACUGCGCCACCAGGGAAGCCCCAAAACUGUUUUCUUUUGAUGAGAACUUUCAAAAUCCACUCAGCUUUCUAACAACAACAACAACAAAAGAAAUUAUAAAGAUUAAAACAAAACAAAGUUAUGUGGAGUCUGACUAUAAGUAAUACUUUAAAGGUAUUAUAAGCUAAAUUACCUAACCAAAAAACUAUUUUUUAACUGUAAUAUGUACUUCAAUGUUAACUGUUUCAGCAACCAAUGAAAAUUAGUUUGAUAAGUAUCUCACUGUUUCUCCCAUUAUCAUCAUAUAGAUACUAGUUUAAAUGAUGUACUUCCCCUAAAACUUUCAACAUGAUUCCAGGCUCAAAAUUCCAAUUAAAAGUUUACAGGGAUGUUCCUCUAACUCUAGAACUCCACAGACACUCAGUUCACUCAGCUAUAGGAACCUUGUGUUCUGAGGAUACAAUAUAAGUAAAAAAUCCCACAGGCUGCAUUCACUGGUUAUUUCUUUAGCCAUUCUGUACAAUACUGCCUCCUGUUCGUGCUACUCACCUUGCCUGUAACAUAGGAACUUUAGUUUCUCAUAUGCAAUCAGUGGCUUACACCUGUUGCUCUCAAAAUCUGUGUGCAAAGUUGCUGCUGCUGCUUCUACAAAGGAAAAAAAAAGGGAGGGAGGGGACAUAAAGACAUGAAGACACUGGGAAUGUUACCUGGGAAAUGGAGAGAGAGAAAACCGUCAUGCUCUGUUUCUUCACUAUAUUAAAAGAUAAAAAGAAAAACAAUAUUUGCUUUACUCACUUCAUAGCAAAUUUUCAUUCUAAGAACAGCCAGGCUUAAAUAAAACCUGUAUUUGAAAUCCUCA